ACCCGCCCGUGCCAUUCCUCCGUGCGCCCACUUGGGAGUUGGGAGCUGGACCGGGACGCCGACCACCCAAAGGCUACAGCGCCGGGAGCUCUCGGGGGGAAAGGAGCCAGCCAGCCCCCACCCAAACCCUCCUCCUUCCCUCCCUCCCUUCCUUCCCUUCGGGUCGCGUCCAGAGGCAAGCGCGCGCGGGUGCCGACGCCCAUCGCCCACCUCCCCAUCGUAUCGAGCGCCGCGCGGAUCCGCACGGCAACCGAUGGCUUCUUCCCCGGCGGAGGCGGAGGCGGACGAGGUGGCGGCCCCAGCCGACGCCGCGGAGCCCAAGGGGAAGGAGGGGAAGCGGGGCGGGGUUCUGGGGAGGGUAUGGCGGGCGCUCUUCGGCGGCCGCGAGGACUUCGAGAAGCGCCUGCAGUACCUGUCCAAGGAGGAGGCCGCCGUGCACGCGCGGAUGCGCCGCCGGACGCAGUUCUCGCGCCGCGCCGUCCGCAACCUCAUCGUCCUCUCCGUCCUCGGCGAGGUGUUGGCUGUUGCUUAUUCUAUCAUGAUGACACGAAAUGAGGAUCUAACUUGGCAAAUGAGGGUGUUUCGAGUGCUACCUAUGUUUGUUCUGCCUGCUGUAUCCUCUGUGAUAUAUUCAACAGUUGUAAACUUCACAAGAAUGCUUGAACGGAAUGACAAGAAGACCCUUGAGAAGUUGAGGGCUGAGAGGAAAUCCAAGAUUGAUGAGCUCAAAGAGAGAACAAAUUAUUAUCGUACCCAACAGCUUAUUCAGAAAUAUGAUCUCGAUCCAGCUGCAAAGGCUGCGGCAGCUUCUGUUUUGGCAUCUAAGCUGGGUGAGGAGACUGGCUUAAAAGUUCAUGUUGGAGAAGAACCAAAGUUGGAUGCAGCAGUGGCUAGAAGCAACGAUGUCGAGAUACUACCAUCUGAUGGGUUGAGAAACAGGAAGCAACCCAAUGUAAGAGGCAGCAGAACUGGGAGCUCCACAGAUGCUCAUACCCCAGCACAGGGAGCUGAAUCCAGUCCAACUGCUAUUACUGGCCUGGAAACUGCACCGCCUCCAAUGGUGGUAGAACAUCAUCAAGGAUCAGGGGCAAGUGAUGGUGGAUGGAUUGCAAAAAUUGUUGCCUUACUUGUGGGGGAAGACCCAUCACAGUCAUACGCUUUGAUCUGUGGCAACUGCCAUAUGCAUAAUGGCUUGGCCCGGAAGGAAGAUUACCCACAUAUUACGUACUACUGCCCACAUUGUCAUGCAUUGAACACAUCAAAGCAGUCCAUGGGGCAAUACUCAGGCUCCAACUCAGGCCGGUCGACCCUUGUUCCUGCUGAUGGAAUAUCCGCUUCCAGUUCAGUACAAGAGAGUGAGUUGAGUAACCUGAGCACACUGCAGGAGCUGCCAAAGGAAGAAAAUGUGGAGAAGCAAGAAGUGGAGGCAAGUUGAUGCUUUAUAAACUGUUAUUGAUCUGUGUGAAAUUAGUUCAUCUUUUAGGCUUAUAUCGUCAUGUUUCAACUGGUCGGAGCCACAGAUUUAGCUCUGUUGUAAAUUGGAAAUAGUGAUUAAUAUGAUCCACAACAACCUAGCACCCAAAAUUAAAAAAAAAAAAGAGCAAUGGUGUGUCCAUCCUUUGAGUGGAUGGAUUUUGUUGUCCAUAGAGAGUGAAGACUACUUGCUGCGUGACAAGAUGAGACGAGGAACAUGGAGGAAUUUUUUUCGUUUUUCUGAACCUUAACGGUCAGGUCUUUCCUGUGAUGCUGGUAACCAACACCUUGCAGCAUUUCUUGUUUUAUUCUCCAACACCACAGCUUUCUUGUGAUGUUUGAAGCUUUUGUUACAUUUCGCUCGGCUUAAUUGGGUUCUUUGUUUUCUCCUUGUGCUGUUA
Messenger RNA from Phragmites australis (common reed), 1874 nucleotides. RefSeq lists its product as uncharacterized. The transcript is spliced from 5 exons. Gene Ontology annotation, biological process: endoplasmic reticulum tubular network organization. The coding region runs from base 254 to 1435 and encodes 393 amino acids. Gene Ontology annotation, cellular component: endoplasmic reticulum tubular network. The record is from RefSeq and is a predicted model, not a curated record. Lineage: Eukaryota; Viridiplantae; Streptophyta; Magnoliopsida; Poales; Poaceae.